This is a messenger RNA of Dermatophagoides farinae (American house dust mite), 1391 nucleotides long. RefSeq names its product citramalyl-CoA lyase, mitochondrial. Gene Ontology annotation, biological process: regulation of cobalamin catabolic process. The record is from RefSeq and is a predicted model, not a curated record. NCBI's taxonomy places the organism in Eukaryota, Metazoa, Arthropoda, Arachnida, Sarcoptiformes, Pyroglyphidae. Gene Ontology annotation, molecular function: (S)-citramalyl-CoA lyase activity.
AAUUCGAAAAAUUCGCUUGAAAAAUUCGUUUUUUCUUAAAUAUGUUGCAGCAGUACCGCCAUCUGACGAUCUAGAUUAAAACAAUUUGUGGACCCAGUAAAUGAAUAAUUUUUUAUUUUUUGCUCAAUGUAUUCAAAUCAUAUGUGUUCACACAGCCGAUAUAAAUUGAUUGAAUUUUUUGUUUAUUUUUUUGUUUUGUUUUGUUUUGUUUUGUUUUGUUUUUUUUUUGUUGUAAAGAUCAGAAUGAUUCGAUCAAGAAUUCCUUUUUUAUUUGUUAAGAAUUUAUUUCGAUCAAGAAUUCCAUCAUCAUCCAUGAUAAUUCGAUUUCAAUCAUCAUCAUCAUCAUCGUCGAUCGAUUUGAAUUCAAUGACUCAAUCACUUAAUUCAUCAUUAUUAAGACGAGCAAUACUUUAUGUUCCCGGUAAUGAUCAACGUAAAAUUGAUAAGGCAAUAAAAUCAUUUGAUAAAAUUGAUUCCAUCGUUUUGGAUUGUGAAGAUGGUGUUGCUGUGAAAAGUAAAGAUGAUGCACGUAAAACAAUAUUGAAAAUAUUAAAUCAACAUGGAUCAAAUGAAUUAUUAUGGAAAAAAUUAAGUGUCCGUAUCAAUUCAAUGGAUUCCGGUAUUGCCGUUGAAGAUUUAGCCAUAAUAUUUUCUGGUAAAAUCAUUCCAAGAACAAUUCUAUUGCCGAAAGUUGAUACCAAAUCCAAUAUUGAUGAAUUUUUUGAAUAUUUUCAAAAGGCCAAAAUCAAUAAAAACAUCAUAAAACAUCCAAUAGAUUUAAUUACAUAUGUUGAAUCAGCCACGGGUUUAUUGGAUCUACGUGAUAUAGCUAAACAUACGAUCGAUAUGUGUAAAUCAUUGAACGAUACAAUAAAUAUUAAUUUUGCCGGCAUUGUAUUUGGAUCUGAUGAUUUUUGUGCCAAUAUCGGUGCAACACGUUCCGAUGAUGGUAAAGAAGUGUUAAUGGCACGACAACAUGUAAUACUUGUAUGUAAAUCAUUAAAUCUACAAGCAAUCGAUUCGGUUUAUAUUAAUUUCCGUGAUAUUGAUGGAUUAAAACGACAAUCCGAAGAUGGUGCAUCAAUGGGUUUCACCGGUAAACAAGCCAUACAUCCGGAUCAAAUAUCUGUGAUACAAGAAGCAUAUCGGCCAUCGGAUAAUAAAAUUGAUUGGGCUAAAGGUUUGAUUGAUGAAUUUGAACAAGCACAAAAUGCCGGACGUGGUGCAUUUGUAUAUCAUGGUCAAAUGAUCGAUAUGCCAUUAUUGAAACAAGCUUAUAAUGUUAUGAAUAUUGCUAAACAGAUUGGUAAAGCUUGAUUUGUAUAAUAAUGAAAUGAAAAAACAUUUUUAUUUUUGAAUGAUGAAAAAAAUUUUUAAAUUUUAAAAUUAAA